This is a messenger RNA of Danaus plexippus (monarch butterfly), 6231 nucleotides long. It is a transcript of the gene Cadps, whose product is annotated as calcium-dependent secretion activator. The record is from RefSeq and is a predicted model, not a curated record. The transcript has 36 exons. Bases 164 to 4372 code for a protein of 1402 amino acids. Gene Ontology annotation, biological process: dense core granule exocytosis; synaptic vesicle exocytosis. Lineage: Eukaryota; Metazoa; Arthropoda; Insecta; Lepidoptera; Nymphalidae.
UAUGCGGUCUUAUGACGUUUGCCUAGAAGUUAGAACUCAGUCGAACGGCGAGCGCGUCUCCGCAACCGUAAAUACUAAGUCGGAUAUUAUAUAUUUAUAUAAUACAUCCGACUCGACUGCUAUGACUGCUGAUAUCUGUGAUUAAGUCUGUCGAAGUAACAAGAUGAUCGAUCCAAGCUCAUCCGAAGAAGACAGUGAAGAUGAACACAAGAAACAGCCCUCCAAGUUACCAGUACCACCUGGCGCAUUAGCAGGAGGACGGCCAUCAGUGCGGGGGAAACCGGAGUUACCGCGUGGGUCCACUGCUGGCCUACCAGGAGCGAGUCCUCUUACGACUGCACCUCUCGCCGCCCCGCUACACCCCGCCACUCGACAAAGGGAGCAAGCAGCACUCGCACCUCCUCAACAUGCAUCUUUCUUGCGCAGGACCUCAACGGGGAGCGCCAGCUCGGGGGAGGCGCCAGCACCCUCGCCCAGUCCCUCUGGAACCAGUCACUCGGACAAGGAUCAGGACCCUCAGGAGAAAAUAGAAAAACUAGAAGAGGACAAGAAACGCCGUCUACAACUGUACGUGUUUGUGUCCCGGUGCGUGGCUCAUCCCUUCAACGCUAAACAGCCGACCGACAUGACGCGGCGACACACUAAGCUCACUCCGCAUCAGCUCGAGACUAUACAAGCCCGAUUCCAGGCUUUCCUCAAAGGAGAAACUCAGAUUCUCGCUGAUGAAGCCUUUCAGAAUGCUGUUCAAUCCUACUACGACGUGUUCCUCAAAUCCGAAAGGGUUGAACAAAUGGUCAAGUCGGGAGCUUGUUCGCAUCACGACUUCCGAGAAGUUUUCAGAAAUAAUAUAGAAAAACGAGUCAGGUCUUUACCAGAAAUAGAUGGACUCAGCAAGGAAACAGUGUUAACAACCUGGCUCGCUAAACUUGACUGCAUUAUGAAGGGAACAGGAAUAACAGGUAUCCCAGGAGACGAUGACUCGAAGAGGCCAUCCCGCGCUCAGCAACAGAGUCUCAACGCUGAAUGUAUUCUCAGCAAGGAACAGUUGUACGACAUGUUCCAGCAGAUACUUGGGGUCAAGAAGUUUGAACACCAGCUGCUCUUCAACGCUCUUUUGUUGGACUCCGCGGACGAGCAGGCUGCUGCUAUCAGAAGAGAACUGGAUGGACGGAUGCAGAAAGUCAAUGAGAUGGAGAAGAACCGCAAGUUGAUGCCGAAGUUCGUGUUGAAAGAAAUGGAGUCCCUAUACAUCGAAGAGCUGAAGUCUUCCAUCAAUUUGUUGAUGGCUAACUUAGAAUCGCUCCCCGUGUCAAAGGGCGGCGCUGAUUCGAAAUACGGUCUUCAUAAGAUCAAGCGGUAUAAUCACAGAUCGAAUGCUGGGCCAGACCCGAGUCCAAGGUUGAGUAAGCAGCUAUGUUUCAGAUCGCAAGGGUCUCUAGCGAACAAACUGACUGGCGAAGGAGACGGCGGCGACGUGGACACCCAGCUCACCAAAAUGGAUGUAGUACUUACAUUUCAAAUAGAGGUAGUGGUUAUGGAAGUUAAAGGUCUCAAGUCGCUGGCACCUAACAGAAUAGUUUACUGCACGAUGGAAGUGGAAGGAGGAGAAAAAUUACAAACCGAUCAGGCGGAAGCCUCGAAGCCAAUGUGGGACACCCAGGGUGACUUUAGCACGACUCAGCCAUUACCGGCGGUGAAGGUCAAGCUGUACACAGAGAACCCUGGAGUGCUGUCCCUGGAAGAUAAAGAAUUAGGCAAAGUUGUAUUACGACCCACUCCCUUGUCUAGCAAGGCUCCAGAAUGGCAUCGCAUGACCGUACCUAAGAACUUACCGGACCAGGAUUUGAGAAUAAAAAUCGCUUGCCGAAUGGAUAAGCCUUUGAACAUGAAGCAUUGUGGCUACCUCCACGUUAUCGGUAAGGCUGUCUGGAGGAAGUGGAAGCGGCGGUACAUGGUGCUGGUACAAGUGAGCCAGUACACCUUCGCACUUUGUUCGUAUAAGGAUAAAAAGUCCGAACCCGCGGAGAUGAUGCAACUCGAUGGGUUCACCGUAGACUACAUUGAACUGGCCAGUGCGCAACUGAUGGUCGGUCAAGAAUUGGAAGGCGCGAAGUACUUCAUGAAUGCGGUGCGUGAUGGCGAGUCAGUGCUCAUGGGAGUGGGAGAUGAGAACGAAUGUCACUUGUGGGUCAUGGCCUUGUACAGGGCCACAGGACAAAGCCACAAGCCCACACCGCCCACUACAUCCGACUCGCAUAUUAAAAUUUUGGGGGAUGCUGACAAAGCUCGCAAACACGGUAUGGAGGACUACAUUCAGGCGGACCCAUGCCAGUUCGACCACCAUCAACUCUUCACCACGUUACAAUCUCUCACCCUGAAGUACCGCUUGCAGGAUCCAUACUGUUCUUUGGGCUGGUUUUCACCUGGGCAAGUGUUCGUGUUGGACGAGUACUGCGCUCGUUACGGUGUGCGUGGUUGUUACCGUCACCUCUGCUACCUGUCCGACCUCCUCGACGUCGCCGAGAGCGCCCAGCAGACCGUGGACCCCACUCUCAUGCAUUACUCCUUCGCAUUCUGCGCCAGCCACGUUCAUGGGAACAGUACGGCGUUGCCUGGCAGGCCUGACGGCGUCGGCAGCAUCACGGUCCAGGAGAAGGAAAAGUUCGCGGAGAUCAAGGAGAGACUCAAGACGCUGCUGCAGUACCAGAUAACGAACUUCAGAUACGCCUUCCCCUUCGGCAGACCGGAAGGAGCUCUCAAAGCCACUCUGUCUCUCCUAGAACGUGUCCUCAUGAAGGACGUUGUGACACCGGUCGCUCCAGAAGAAGUCCGCAGUAUGAUACAGACCAGCUUAGAGAAUGCGGCGCUACUUAAUUAUACUCAGCUCAGCCAGCAAGCUAAUAUUGAAGAGGAUCUCCGUGGAGAGACCAUGGUGACCCCGGCCAAGAAGUUGGAAGAUCUGAUACACCUGGCAGAGCUGUGUGUGGACCUGUUGCAGCAGAACGAAGAGCACUACGCGGAGGUUUAUAACACAAAACCGGACUCUAGCGGUCAACAAAAUGCGUUCGCUUGGUUCUCUGAGCUGCUGGUGGACCAUGCAGAGAUUUUCUGGGGUCUGUUCGCCGUAGACAUGGAUCGCGUGCUAUCAGAGCAACCCCCGGAUACUUGGGAUUCAUUCCCACUGUUCCAGAUCCUAAAUGACUAUCUGAGGACCGAUGAAAACUUGCGUAACGGUCGUUUCCAUGAACAUUUGCGUGACACCUUCGCGCCGCUGGUGGUCCGUUAUGUGGACCUCAUGGAGUCAUCCAUCGCUCAAUCCCUCCACAAAGGAUUCGAAAAGGAGCGCUGGGAGAUCAAAGGUAAUGGUUGUUCGACUAGCGAGGACUUGUUCUGGAAGUUGGACGCGUUGCAGUCCUUCAUCAGGGACCUGCACUGGCCGGAACCAGAAUUCAGAUCUCACCUGGAGCAAAGGCUGAAGCUGAUGGCGAGCGACAUGAUGGAAACCUGCAUACAAAGAACUGAAGCUUCUUUUCAGGCGUGGUUGAAGAAGAGUGUGACCUUCAUGUCGACGGACUACAUCCUGCCGGCCGAGAUCUGCGCCAUGGUGAACGUGGCCUUAGACGCUAAGAACCAGGCGCUCAAGCUGUGCGCCGUGGAAGGAGUAGACAUCUACCAGUACCAUGCUAAAAUGGAUGCUCAGAUCGAGGCCUGUCUGCACGCGAUGUCCACGGGGAUGACAACGAGGUUGUCGGCCGUGCUGGACGCCACCCUCGCCAAGAUCGCGCGCUUCGACGAGGGCAGGUGUCUCAGGAAUUUGAUAGGGUCGAUCCUGACGAUCGCGAAUGUCUCCGGGUCAGGGAAGGACAUUGGCCAGGGUUACGUGAACUUUAUGAGGAACUCCAUGGACCAAAUCCGAUCGAAGGUGACAGACGAGCUCUGGAUCCUGCAGCUGUUUGAGCAGUGGUACUCAGUCCAGAUAGGCGCCAUCUCCAUGUGGCUCGGGGAGCGCCCGGCCCUCCAUCCUCAGCAGGUCGCAUGUCUCUCCAUCGUUCUCAAGAAAAUGUACAGCGACUUCGAGCUCCAGGGUGUGAUUGAUGACAAGCUGAACUCCAAGCAGUACCAGGCGGUGGCGGGCAGGAUGCACACCGAGGAGGCCACCUGCAGUCUACUGCUGGCUCAACAGGACCAGGGAAGCGGAGACGACGGAGGGUCUGAAGAGGGAACCAGGAGCGGCAAGUCAAAGCUGGAGGCUCUCACAGAAGACGCCAAGCUAGGAAACGUGACGGCUGUUGUUGGAAAGAUGGGCAACAUGUUCGGGCGAGGUAUCGGCGAGCUCUCCACCAAGCUGGGAGGCGCCUCUUCCUGGUUCUAGCUCGCCCGGCUCCAGCGGACCCGCCUCCUACGUCAUAAUAUAAUUUGCUUUCAUCUCCUCUCUAACAUAUAAAGCUUUCUUGUAACAAUCACUGUGAUGUCGGUCCAUCAGUUUCCGCGCGUCUCCCGGCCGCCGGUCGGGGCGUCUCUGUAAGCGGCCGUACGUUAGAGUUAGCGUAACGAAGUUUACAUUUUAUUUUAUAAAGCUUUAUGUACAGUUAGUCUUCUGUUUUCUCUGAAGGAACACGUUAGAUGUGAAUAUUAAGAUUAGUAUUUGACGACGGGUUCUCUAGGGACACUGUAACGUGCGCGUCUGUCGACACUGGCAGGACACGAGGCUACAAUAAUGAAACAUAUCGCUUCUACUAUGACAUGUUCGCGACGACGUACAGAAAGAUAUGUACAGCUGUGUGGCGGCGUCUGAUGAUGAAGACGACGGGUCUUUUACUAAGAGAUGACUAUUUUCUUGGCAGCUUGCAUUCUUCCUCACCGCGACGGGCUUCAUCAUGGGAACAUUAAGAUAUUAUUUUUAUUAUCACGCGGACAGAUUGUUUGAUCUUCGUCUAGUGAGCUGUGAUGAGCGAUAGUUAAGUAUAAAUAGGAGUUAUUUUAUUUAACAAUAUCUGCGGCGAGACGAGCCCUCGGUUAAACUAAACUCUUAAUCAUUAGAUCGGUUUUCAGCAAGUUUUUCUAAACUAAAAGCAGUAUUUUUCUAAUAUUAUAACGUAACCUUUUAAAGUUGAUUCUAAACUGUAGUGAAGUCUAUAAUGAUCUGUGCUAAUAGACCGGAAGUGAUUAGGAUUGGUGAUGUUCAAUCUCUUUGAAUAAUAUUUUCCGUCUUGAGGUGAUAAAGACUUUUGGUCGAAGCCGGUGUUGAAAAUAUUGAAUGUCACCGAUAACCGCGCGUAGACUGUUAAGAUACUUGUAGAUUCAGAAACUAAUUUUAGUGCUAUCGUUUCAUUGUAACCGAACGGAAUAGUUUCAACGGUUAAAAGUAGUUUUGUAAUUGUUUUCGAUAGUUCCAAUGCUCUCUAGAUUCACAUCUCUUCAAAAACUAGACUAAACACUCGGAUCUAGUUCUUUAAAAUAUCCCCUUAUAUUAAAUUUGUUAAAAAAAAUAUUCUUCUACGCUAUAAACAUUUAUUUUCUAUUCAUAAUUUAACUUUAAAACUCUUAGAUAAAAUAUUACUUAUUAAAUUGAAUCGCUAUCAAAAUGAAGUCAUCGGGAUGUUUGGCGAUAUCUAACUUAGUUGUUUCAUAACUUUAAUAUUUUAUUACACAUGUCAUCACGACGGAAGCGCAGUUCAAGUAAUGUAUACUAAAUCAGCAAUAAUUCCUUACCGGUCAUGUACAUAAUAAUAUGUAAACUUUUUAGAAGUGAAUUUUAUUAUUUAUAAUAACAUAUUCAAAGGCUUUCAUAUUUUUCACUAUACUUUUUCACUCUAGCAACACUUCAGCACUACAUGUAAGGCACGCCACAGUACAAAACAGGCUCAUUGUAAUACACGUUUUAUUUAAGUAUUUUAGCAAUAAUAUAAUCAGAAGUACAGUUGAAGCCAACGUAACAUGCCAUGUCACUCAGAUGUUCAACAAUCUGCAGUCGAUUCGUGACCUCCAUCAUUGUUUCUUGACGGCGUUGUCAUUUCAAUAAAAAGCUCAAUAAAUAUUGAAGUUACUUAGACUUUGAAGUCGCUCGAACUUCAGUCGAAGUGUCAGACGUCCUGAAGUACGUGCUGUCAACUGUGCCUAACUGAAUCUAUGUUUUCGGCCGUUGUUUUCUCAGCUUCAACACGCGUCGCAAGUGACAGAUGAUACAAUAAAUAAUAUUUACAAUAAAAUAAAAAUGUUUACUGUUGCCAA